UAACUCAGCAUACAUUUGUUAUAGUCGUUUACUUGACACUUCGAGGCAGAUCUCUAAAACGCAGCCUGCCGGACACGCAAAUUUAUUCAAAAUUGUUACGAUGCCAUGCUGGUACUAUGAUAAGAAGGAGCUUCGGGAGGCUCCCUCGAUCCUGGACGGAAUAAGUUUCGAUACGGAACGGCGAUACCGGAAGGAGGGGGCUCGCUUUAUUAUGGAGUGCGGCACCAAAAUGGGCUUAGGCCACAACACAAUGGCCACAGGCGUUGUGUACUAUCAUCGCUUCUACAUGUUUCAUUCUUUCCGUAGUUUCCCCCGCUACGUAACUGCAUGUUGUUGUCUGUUCUUUGCUGGCAAGGUGGAGGAGACGCCCAAGAAGUGUCGCGAUAUUAUAAAAACAGCUCGUAACAUUCUUAACGACAACUACUUCUAUUCGUUCGGUGAAGACCCAAAAGAGGAGGUAAUGACGCUAGAGCGCAUCCUGCUGCAGACCAUUAAGUUCGAUCUGCAGGUAGAGCACCCGUACACUUUCCUCCUAAAAUACGCUAAGUGCUUUAAGGGCGACCAACAAAAGCUUCAGAAAAUGGUGCAAAUGGCUUGGAACUUUGUUAACGACUCUCUAAGCACAGUUGUUUGUCUUCAGUGGGAACCUGAGAUAAUCGCUGUUGCUCUAAUCCACUUGGCCAGCAAGCUGAGCAAGUUCACUGUGCAGGACUGGGAGGGCCGUCAGCCGCAGCACCAGCGAUGGUGGGACAUGUUUGUGUCGGACGUUACGAUGGAGAUCCUCGAGGACAUCUGCCACCAGGUUUUGGAUUUAUACCAGUCCACGCAAAAAGAAGCACACCAACCGACCAGUCCGCCCCAAAAUCCACCCAGCCGAGCAGACAGCCCAACACCAAUCAAGACUACAAAUUCGACAGUCAUUACGACGUCAUCCGUUCAACAACAACAGCCUCCAUCUCAGCCAAUAUGUGGCAACGGUACCUUGCUGGAAGUAAACAAUAUCCAGAGCAUCCAGACGCUGACGAGUGGAACGUCUGUCAUGUCUUCCGUGGAAGCUCAGUCGCUUCCACAGGUCCCGCUGCCUCCUAGCCAAAGCUACCACCUCUAUCAUGCUCCUCCACCGCCUCCCCCGCCUUUAGUGCAUAUAGCUCCAUAUUCCUCCUCCGCGUGGGGAUCGCAGCAGACACUACCGCGACAACCAAUGACGCCCAGCCUACCGCCUGGGACUAGUAGCUACUACAAUGCUGGUGGACGGCAACCACAUCAGCGGUACCAGUAGAGUGUUGGAUUUGCCAAAUCAUUAAAAUAAAAAAUUAACCGGAAUUUGUUUAAAACAAGAAGGAGUAGAUAUAAAGAAUCCUGAAAACUGUAGCUGGUGGACCGCAACACAUCAGAAGUACCAAUAGAGAGUUUUUUUUAAAAUUA
Molecule: messenger RNA, 1425 nt
Organism: Drosophila biarmipes
Lineage: Eukaryota; Metazoa; Arthropoda; Insecta; Diptera; Drosophilidae
Product: cyclin-K
Exons: 1
Coding region: 101-1279 (392 amino acids)
Biological process (GO): regulation of transcription by RNA polymerase II; positive regulation of DNA-templated transcription, elongation
Cellular component (GO): cyclin/CDK positive transcription elongation factor complex; nucleus
Molecular function (GO): cyclin-dependent protein serine/threonine kinase activator activity
Source: RefSeq, a predicted model, not a curated record